Molecule: messenger RNA, 249 nt
Organism: Malassezia pachydermatis
Lineage: Eukaryota; Fungi; Basidiomycota; Malasseziomycetes; Malasseziales; Malasseziaceae
Exons: 4
Coding region: 1-249 (82 amino acids)
Source: RefSeq, a predicted model, not a curated record
AUGGCGCGCCGCUCUCUAGUUGACUACUUCCAUCGCUUCACUGUCCUAGGCCUCGUUGGGCUUGCUGGAUGGGGUCUCUGGCUUACAGGUGCUGUCUAUGUGAGCCGUAUCGGUACCACGGAACGCAUUCCGUACGGCAACCCUGAGCGUGAGACAAUGACACAGGCGACCGAGCGCAUCAUUUCCACAUGGAAGGAGUUUACCAAGCGCCAGCAGGAGAAGAAGGCCGACGAGGCGAAGCAGGUGUAA